Molecule: messenger RNA, 1751 nt
Organism: Phyllostomus discolor (pale spear-nosed bat)
Lineage: Eukaryota; Metazoa; Chordata; Mammalia; Chiroptera; Phyllostomidae
Gene: PDZD9
Product: PDZ domain containing 9
Exons: 5
Coding region: 1-1209 (402 amino acids)
Molecular function (GO): protein binding
Source: RefSeq, a predicted model, not a curated record
AUGGGCCACCGCCUUGAGCCCCCUCGGCCCCGAGCCGCUAGCGCCCUUCGCGCUCCAGAGACAGGCAGCCGCGGCGCGACCCGUAAAGCCAGCUCCGCAGCCCGCCCGGAAAUGCUCGGCGUGCCCGCCCUUCACCCGGAAGUCCACAGGCUUUGUGAUGACGUCACUACCCAACUUCUGGGCAUCACAGUGGCGCGGUCCCUGGGGGCAAAUCAUGGCGCUAGCCCUAGGUCUCUCGGAACGGCAAUCGCAAUCGGACCACGUGCAGCGCAGCACACUGGCUCCUCGCUCCUCCAGGAUUCCAGACGGUUGGGAAUUGGACCGACUUUGGCUCAGCUCCGGGAUGUGCUCCUGACAGCCUGCCCUCCAGGGGCUAUGGAGAAGGCCAUCCACAAAAGCAGAAAAGUCUGUCUCUGUGAAGAUCUAAAACAUAUCCCCUUCUUUUUAUUAGAAAAACAAAUCAGCUUCCAGGUCAAGUCAUCUGUGCACAACUUGAGCAAAACUCAGCAGACCAAACUCACUGUGGGCAGCCUGGGGUUAGGCUUGAUCAUCAUCCAGCAUGGACCCUACCUCCAGAUCACACACCUCAUCAAGAAGGGGGCUGCAGCCAGGGAUGGAAAACUCCAGACAGGUGAUGUUCUGAUUAGUGUUGGCCAAACCAAUGUGUUAGGAUAUACUCUUCGAGAAUUUUUAAAGCUUUUGCAACAUAUCACUGUAGGAACAGUGCUGCAAAUAAAGGUUUACCAAGAUUUUAUUGAGAUACCCCAAGAAUGGCAAGAAAUAUAUGAUUUAAUACCGGAGACCAAAUUCCCAGUAACAUGCACAAAAAAGAAAACUGAGCAGAUAAAAGACUCUUUCACAAGCACUGAGGACAAGGAAGAUGUAGUUUUAGAUAAAAAACUUAAGUAUUAUAAAUCCCCACAUUCCACUGGGCAUCAUCCUGCAAGAAGACCCAUGUCAAUCUCCAGAGAAUGGCACGAAUAUAAAAAGAAGAACCAGACUAUCAGCGUAGGAACAGACAUUAACUGUGAUGUCAUGAUUCACAGAGAUCACAAGAAAGAAAUGAGAGCCCCUUCCCCAUACUGGGCAAUGGUGAAGCAAGACAAAGACAGCUCCUCCUCCUCCUCAGCCUCAGACAUAUUCUGGCUGGAAGACUAUGCCCAAGUUGAAAAGGACAAGGGUCAACCUGCAUCAAAAGUUGGUUACUAGUUUACAAAUCUGUGAUCAUAGGAGCAUUUCUCUGGAAAAUACCCAAUUUUUAUAACUGCCACAUACAGCUUUUCUGUACUUACAGGAAUAUGUACUGACUUAACCAAUUAUUUCACAGCUGUUGUAAAGCCUUUAGGCCUUCUCCAAUGUGAUAUCCAAGACUUCCCUUGGUGGGCAAAGAGCCCUCAAAAAUUUUAUUCUUAAAACAGCACCAUCACUCAGUCAUUAAGACCCUCCUAUCUCAGAAAAAUGUCUCAUCUUUUAGAAAAUGUAGCUGAGCAGCUUAAUAUCAGAAUGUGUGAACAUAGUAGAGAAUUUCACUUUUUAAGGUAAGUGCCAUAUUGUUAUUUAGAUAUCUAGUUUUUCUUGUUUUGCAAACUUCAACUGCCCUACUUAAAAGAAGUAAAAGGUAUUUUUGGCUAAUUAUUCAAGUUAGAAGUUGUUUUCCUUUUUUGCCCCACUUUUACUCUAAAUGUUGGGUUCAUUGGUAACUAGUGUAUUUUGCUGUGUAUAGUGCACUGCCAUGUAUAAUGCACACCCAU